AUGAGUUUUUGGCCAGCAAAAGUGAAUGAAGAUGCUUCUGGUGACAUAAGUGCACUGCAGUGGCAAAUCCAACAGCUGAAGGGUCAACUAUCCUUUCUGACAAAGAAUAAAGUUUUUCCACCACUGGUAUCAAAUUUGGAGCCAAAUUCUGAUAGUUGCAGGUUGAGUGAAGCAUCAGAAAGAUUCUACAGUGUUUUCAAGGUUAAUAUUGAAAGCCAAUGGGAGAAAGAUUCUAUAACUCACAUUAGGUUUGCAAGGUUAAAUUUGGUAGAUCUGGCUGGCUCUGAAAGGCAGAAAAGCUCUAGAGCCGACAGUGAACGUCUGAAAGAAGCUGCAAAUAUAAAUAAAUCAUUGUCAACUCUUGGCUUGGUCAUAAUGACAUUGGUCGACUUAGCCCAUGGCAAGCCUAGACAUGUUCCCUACAGAGAUUCAAGGCUUACAUUUCUUCUCCAGGAUUCUCUAGGUGGGAACUCAAAAACAAUGAUCAUUGCAAAUGUCAGCCCAUCCAUUUGCUCUGCUAACGAAACACUAAGCACUCUGAAAUUUGCCCAGCGAGCCAAGCUCAUUCAAAACAAUGCAAAAGUGAAUGAAGAUGCUUCUGGUGACAUAAGUGCACUGCAGUGGCAAAUCCAACAGCUGAAGGGUCAACUAUCCUUUCUGACAAAGAAUAAAGUUUUUCCACCACUGGUAUCAAAUUUGGAGCCAAAUUCUGAUAGUUGCAGGUUGAGUGAAGCAUCAGAAGAACACGAUUCUAUGGGAGAAAGAACGACGACAGAUGGCAAGCUGCAUACUCCAAACAAAGAGAUUAAACGCAUGAAAGCUGCUUUGGUUGGAGCCUUGAGGAGAGAAAAAAUGGCCGAGACUACAAUCCAGAAUUUAAACAUUGAAAUUGAUCGCAUGAAAUGCUUGGCUCAACAAAAGGAAGAAGAUGCUCAACAUACUUCAAUUAUGUUGAAAAUAAUAAUAAUAAUAACAAUGAUGAUCCGGGCAUUCUUAUUCUGCAAUUGCAUGAAGGUUAUUCUUGAUAUUCUGGAGAAGCUUUUGAAGCCAGAUGUAAAUGCAUUACUUCAUGAAUUUAGUUUUCAGGAAUCUAAUCCUGGGCAUAGUGCACAGGUUUGGUCUAACAAUACAGCCCUUGGGUCUGAAUCUGGUGUCAAUGCUAUCUUUACUAAUGGAACGGUUACUUGUCCUAUUGACGAGGGCACAUUUUUGAGUGCUGGUCUGCAUCUUCUUGAAUCGAUAGAGCUUAAAAAGAGGACGAAGCAUAUUGUGGAAAUUAUUAAACAGUCAUUAAACACGUAG
Messenger RNA from Lathyrus oleraceus (garden pea), 1302 nucleotides. Its product is annotated as kinesin-like protein KIN-12C. Gene Ontology annotation, molecular function: ATP binding; microtubule motor activity; microtubule binding. The record is from RefSeq and is a predicted model, not a curated record. Gene Ontology annotation, biological process: microtubule-based movement; cytokinesis. The transcript has 15 exons. The coding region runs from base 1 to 1302 and encodes 433 amino acids. Lineage: Eukaryota; Viridiplantae; Streptophyta; Magnoliopsida; Fabales; Fabaceae.